AUGGCCAGCAACAUCCUGUUCCUCCCGUUCCGGCGCUCGCACUCUGUGAACCUUACCGACGCCAUCAAGCAGUACAUAUCCUCCAAAUAUGACCAGCAUCCCGACAUGUUCACCAGAGACCUCGAGACGAUCGAGAAGCUGCGGUCCGUCGCCACCCACGCCCAAGAACCCCACCCGAGCAACAUCCCGAAGCUGCAGCAGUACGCCGCGCAGCUGAUAUGGCUGAGCGGAAAGUUCCCCAUCGACAUCGGCGUAGAAUUCCCCUGGUAUCCUGCGCUGGGAUACAACACGAGCCGCCCGACAUCGCGCAACAACCUCCGCUUCGAACUCGCGAACAUCAUGUUCAACCUCGCGGCCAUGUACUCCCAGCUGGCCAUGUCGUCGAACCGGAGCACACCAGACGGGCUGAAGAUGGCAGCCAACAACUUUUGCCUCGCAGCCGGAGUCUUGUCGCACUUGAGGAAUACUAUCCUGCCGGAGCUGCGGACAGAGCCACCUGAAGACAUGGACCUCAUGACACUCGAGUGCUUGGAAAAGCUCAUGCUGGCUCAAGGACAGGAGUGCUUCUGGCAGAAGGCUGUCAAGGACGGAAUGAAAGACGCGACCAUCGCCAAACUAGCCGCCCGCGUAUCCGAUCUAUACAACGAGGCGGGAGACGCAGGCAUACAAUCGGACGCUAUCAGCAGCGAGUGGAUACAUCAUAUGACGGCGAAACACCACCACUUUGCCGCUGCUGCACAAUACCGCGCAGCCUGCGAUUCUCUCGAGAAGCGCAAGUAUGGCGAGGAGGUCGCACGGCUACGCGACAGCCUUACGUGCGUCAACGAGGCUCUCAAGGAGCAGCGCUACAUCAACAAAGUUGUGCUUGCAGAUCUCAACGGCUUGAAGAACCGGAUAACGGAGGACCUGAAGCGGGCCGAGAAGGACAAUGACAUGAUCUACCUGCUACCUGUACCACCAAAGGCAGAGCUCAAGAUCCUGGAUCGAGCCAACAUGGUAGUCUCGAGAGUCCCCAAGGAGAUAGCCGAGUCCAAUUCGAUGCUGGGAGAGCGCGGCGAGCUUGGCCCAGCGCUCUUCUCCAAGCUGGUGCCCUACUCAGUACAUCUGGCUGCUAGCAUCUACGUAGACCGCCGGGAUCGAUUAGUCAACGGUACCAUCGUAGAAGAGCUAGAGUCAUUGACAAAUAAGAUUCACGAGGUACUCCGCAGCUUAAACUUGCCCGGCUCCUUGCAGGCUCUAGAGAAGCCACUAGGACUUCCCCCUGGUCUCGUAGCACACGCUGAAGAGAUCCGUCAACAAGAUGGCAUCAACCGUCUUUUGCGCUCAAUGGAGGAUACGAAGAAGCUCAUGUACACCGACCAAGCUAUAUAUCAAGAAGGUGUCGAUAUCCUGAGGUCGGAAGCGACAGAGGACGAAGGCGCACGACGCAAGUUUGGCACAGAACGCUGGACACGACCACCUGCAGAGCAAGCAGCGCCUAAGCUCUAUGCCCAGAUCAACGAAAUCGACGGCUACUUCAAGGCUGCUACUAACAGUGAUAAUAUCGUAAAGACGAAGUUGAAGGAGAAUGAGCACUUCAUACGACUGCUCAGUGGACCAGAUCACGAACUCGAAAACUAUGUCCCGAGUGGCCGGAGACCUGCCAUCACUGGCGAUGUCGAGCGCGAGGCCGGCAAGCUUCGUGGCAGCUUCAAUGAAGUCAGCAGGCUCGAGAGUAGGCGACGGCGGAAGAUUGAGGCCUUGCGGACAAAGGCGAAGCAAGACGACAUAAGUAAGUCCCACGCAUCCCUCCACAAGCCAUAUCCUGAUAGCAGGCUAGAUCCGGAGCUGUUGCGCGAAGCUGCUCGCUUAGAACGGGAAUACCCUAUGCAGACAAUCGAGGCUGUGCAGUUUGAAGGGCUUUUCGACAAGCGUCUUCAGAUGUACGACGCCGACCAAGACAUGAUCCAAGAAGAAGAGAAGGAGCAGGCAGAAGCUAUCAAGCGACUGCAAGACGCAAACGCGGCCUUCUUGAUCGCUCGUCGUGGCGAUCAAUCCACCAAGAAGCGUGAGCAAGCGUUGCAGAAUUUAGAAAACGCAUACUUCAAGUACAAGGAGAUCAUCUCGAAUCUCGACGUUGGGCGAAAGUUUUACAAUGACCUAGCUAAGAUCGUAAAUCGAUUUCGGGAUGAGGCGCGCACUUUUGCUUACAAUCGCAAGUCAGAAGCGUCACAUCUAGAAAGGUAUGCAAAUGCAACGACUAGUUCCAACGCCUAUGCUAAUGGUCCCAGCGAUCUCACUACUCGAAUGAGCUCCCUCGGCCUCCAGCAAGCAACGACAAAUUCAUUACAUCAGCAGAAAGCAGCAGAUGCACAAAACCCGCAUUAUGGUGCGACUGCACAUGCGGAAGAACCUUUGGCAGCCCCGACACCCACGAGAGCAAAUGUACCCCCGCCGUCUGGUAUGUGGACACCAGAAGUUGGAAUCCGGUUUGGUGGGGUGCCUACAUCAUCCGGGAACGCUCGACCUUCUGCAGGUCCUCCACAAGAUGGGCGGUGGGACCCUGCACAAGGCCUAAAGUUUGGGUAG
Messenger RNA from Alternaria infectoria, 2568 nucleotides. RefSeq lists its product as uncharacterized. Lineage: Eukaryota; Fungi; Ascomycota; Dothideomycetes; Pleosporales; Pleosporaceae. Bases 1 to 2568 code for a protein of 855 amino acids. Gene Ontology annotation, molecular function: protein binding. The record is from RefSeq and is a predicted model, not a curated record. Gene Ontology annotation, cellular component: endosome. The transcript has a single exon.